AUGACUGCUGUACAAAGAAAAUUAGGUCGACGUUAUCAAAGAUAUGUAUCGGCAAGACAAACAAUUGAAGAUAGGGAAGAUGAUCCAAAAGACAUCUGGGCACGUAUGAUCAAAAUGCCCGAUGUUGUAUCAGCUAUGGCUAUUGAUUUACAAACAAAUGAUAUUUUCCCAUUAUAUGGUCUAAAUAAUAUCGCUCGAAAUGAUUUGAAUACUUUUUGUCGUGAAUACAUUGAAAUGGCAAUAGAUUUUUCUUUGAAUAUCGAUCCAAGUGAUGAAGUUAAAAAUUUACGUAUACGAAGUCAAGAACGUGAAAUUGUUAUUGCAUAUGACGACGGAACUAUUUUUGUGAUUAUACAAUCAUUAUCAAAAGAAAAAAAUACUUUAUUACCAACGUUAUCAUUUGAGACAUGA
This is a messenger RNA of Rotaria socialis, 411 nucleotides long. NCBI's taxonomy places the organism in Eukaryota, Metazoa, Rotifera, Eurotatoria, Philodinida, Philodinidae. The record is from the annotation of a GenBank genome assembly.